Messenger RNA from Thunnus maccoyii (southern bluefin tuna), 2888 nucleotides. RefSeq names its product SPARC-related modular calcium-binding protein 1-like. Gene Ontology annotation, biological process: extracellular matrix organization. The transcript is spliced from 11 exons. Gene Ontology annotation, cellular component: basement membrane. Lineage: Eukaryota; Metazoa; Chordata; Actinopteri; Scombriformes; Scombridae. The coding region runs from base 395 to 1756 and encodes 453 amino acids. The record is from RefSeq and is a predicted model, not a curated record. Gene Ontology annotation, molecular function: heparin binding; protein binding; calcium ion binding.
AGACCUUUAAAGCUUCACUUUAUGCAUUGUAUGAAGUGGUUUGAGGAACGUGGAACGGAAAUGGGCAGUACAUUUGGAGAGGAGAAGAUCUGCGCGUGCUGCACCGACUCAGAGCUGCUUUCACGCGCGGGGUGCACUACCGCCGUACAGCUGCUGGAGACUCUUAACCCGAACAACAACAACAAUAACAACAACAACAUGAGCAGCUCGGUGACUUUACAAGAAGUGACGGCUAAGUCGUGACGUGACUCUCCUCUAGUCUACGUGAAGACCCUUCCUCACCGUCAGUAUCAACCGCACGCUGGCCGCUGGCCGUUAUCCGCGCGCACGAACCUCGGAACAACAGGGAGACAGAGGCGCGCGGCCGCUCCUCUUCUGGUCCGCUGCUGCUGGAAUGAUGCUCGCGCUCACCUUCACCUGCCGCGCGCUGCUCGUCUUCCUGCUCUCGGAGUCUGUGGAGGCCCACAGGACAGCGCCUUUCCUGAUCACGGAGAACAUGUGGCCUCGCGGUUGUGUCUUGGACUGCCAGAGGGGGCGCCACAGACCUGUGUGUGGCAGCAACGGCAGGUUGUAUAAAUCGCUGUGCGCCUUCCAGAGAGCGCAAUGCAUCAACUCACAGCUCCGCCUCGCUCCACAGGCAAACUGCUCAGAUCCGAGCCAAUCCAAAUGCCAUCUGGCCCGGUCUCAGGCGCUGGAGGCCAGCACCCACAGCGGUGGCAGCCAUGUCAACCCUGCAGCUGCCAUCUUCGUGCCAGAGUGCAGCCCAGACGGUCACUUCCUGCCGGUUCAGUGCCACAACCAGACCGGAUACUGCUGGUGCUCCACCCCUGAUGGCAAACCUGUCAGUGGCACCUCGGUGCUUCAUCUGACCCCCAACUGCACUGAUCAUAUCAACAUGUUGACUCAGACCACUGAUGCAGAUUCAGCUCCAAUCAAAGAUGAAGUUGAUGAACCUGGUCCUACGCUGGACAGCAGAAAACAUGCAGAGCUGACAGCUCCUCCGUUCUGGGUGACCAUCCUGAUGAACUCUGACCCCAAAAGAAACCGCUCAGUCAGAAAACCCACUGGCAGUCCUCAGACGUGUGAGCGUGAACGAGCGUCGCUGCUCUCUCAGAUGCGUUCAGCCAGGCAGGAGGAGCGUUUUAUCCCAGAAUGCACUGCAGAUGGCCUCUACAGUUCCGUGCAGUGUCACGUUGCCACGGGUUACUGCUGGUGUGUCAGGGUGGAUAGCGGCAGGCCGCUACCAGGCACCUCUGCAAGGAAUCGUAUCCCAGACUGCACCGGUGCAGAGGAGGCGCCAACGGACAAGCUGUACCGGGAGAAACCUCUGCCCGGGUGUCCAGGAGCUCAUAAGAAGCAGUUCCUGCAGAGUUUGGUCAGAGCUCUGCAGCUGGAAGCAGUGCAUGCUGGGAGUCUGAGUUCCUACCAGGCCUCAAACACACCUCCCUCCAACUCUCCGACCUCUGCCUCUCCUUCCUCAUCUUCAUCCCCGUCUGCGUCCUCCUCGCCUCCGGAUGCCGCUGCUCCUGAGAGCGCAGAGUCCUCCAGGCCGGAGGCGGUGCUACGGUGGCACUUCAGUCAGCUGGACGUGGACUCCAGCGGGAAGCUGAGCGAACGUGAGGCUCGACCCCUUCGUCAGUUCCUGCGGCGAAGGCUGAAGCCACGACGGUGCGCCAAGAAGUUCGCUCAGUACUGUGACAGGGACGGAGACCGAGGCCUGACGCUGGAGGAGCUGAGGGUCUGCCUGGGCCUCUGAGGUGGGCGACAGCUAGAGCAACAAGACAAAUCACCUGACGCCAAAGGCCAACUCGUCUUCCACAUCAUCGUCGUCUUUCAAGGCUCAAGUUUCUUUAUUUAUCGUUAUUUAUCCUCUUCUUAUCAGUUUUACAGAUGUUUUCCAUCCUCCGCAGGAUGCAGCAGUUCAAUAUAAAAGACAUGAAACACAUCUGCAACAUCCUAAAAUCAACAUUAAAUGAUUUCUAGCUCAAGCAGUAGUAAUAUUUCACUCAUUUUUAGUGUCAGCUGUAUGUAUGAGAUAAUUCAUAUGGUCAGUCCAAGUCAGCCGAUCACUAAACAUCACUCACUGAAUAUUUAUUCCACUCGCUCAACAUCUGCUUCCCUGCAUCUUUUUGCAUAAUUCCUUCCACCUUCCCUUAACUCUUCCCUCCUUGGUGUUUUUUUAAAGGACAGAUCUGUCAAUUUUGUGGCGUUAAAGGAUAUUUUUAAGUAUUUUUUACCAACACAACCUUGUAAAACUACAUUCAUGUAGUAUGAUCAGUGGUAUUGGCCCUAUUUGCAACAGAAAGCCUUAUGAAAUUUGAAUGUAAAAUUAAUUUUUUGGUGCAUUUUUACCAACAAAACUUGUUGUUUACCUUAUAAUUAAAAGACAGAUUAACUUUUUUGGGAGGGAAUUGAAGGCAAAAAAAAUCUAAAAACAGACAUCAACUGUAAAUUUAUGGACAAUGUUGUUCAAAAAUGUGAAAUGCGUGUAAAAUUAUGUGAAACUUUACCCCAUAUUGUUUGUAGAUUUACCUUUUUUAUACAACUUAACCUCCUUCUCUUAAUCCAGUCUUGUUUCUCUUCAUCCCUACUUCCUUCUCCGCAGCGUACAUCCUUUGCUUCCUCAUAUUUUAUAUAUAUAUAUAUGUUGCCAAUAUAUUGAUGUAACAUAUUUUGAUACACAUUUUGAUCAUGUUUAAUUCAUAAUUUGUUUUCUACAUUAUAUCUAUAGACAUCAUAUCAUUACAGCACUUUCUUAAGACACUAAGAUAAUUAUUGUGACUCUACCAUGAAAUGGAACGUCCAGUAAUUUCCUGUUUUUGAUGCGUUUCUCUGAUGUUUGUGAACUGGACUUCAAUAAAAGGAUGUUGUUAUCUCCUUUUCAUUAA